CUUCCAAGUUCAUUCUGGUGACAGCGGGGAUGACCUGGCACGAGGCCAGGACAUACUGUAGAUCCAAGUACACCGACCUUGCCAGCGCAAGGAACGUGUCCGAGAACAAGGACAUCCGCUCGGUGGUGACAGAUUCUAACUGGAUUGGCCUCCACAGGGACACCUGGGCUUACUGGUCCAACCAGAGGCCCAGGACCUUCACCAACUGGGACGAGAGCCAGCCCAACGAAAUAAGACAGGCGGAGAACUCGUGCGCUGCCGUCAGCACGAGCGCAGGAACGUGGUGGGAUGUGGACUGCAACACUAAAAACCAUUUCAUCUGUGAAAAGGUCUACUCGCGAAAGAAACAAACGUUCAAGUUGAAGUUCCGGUCUGAGGCCGACAUGAACGACGCCGCCGCCCAGCAGCAGCUUUUGGAGCAGCUGCACGCUCAACUGGAGAAACAUGGUCUAUCAGACUUUAAACUCCGCUGGACCCAGAAGGAUGGGCAGACUUUUCAUAAGGAACCCAAGAAGAAGAAAUCGGAAGGGUCGUGUGGCUGAAGGGCCAUUGAAGAGCGUAUAUCGUCUCAACAGCAUCGCAAUCAUUCUGUUCCAUAUUUGACUUCCAUAUUAAUUUUCUAUGCCAUCAGUGAUAAAAUGGCUUUUGUGUGAUAAUAUGUUUGGUUGCAUGCUGUGUAACACAAUGGAUCAUUUCGCUGUGUUUGAUUUCAUCACCUGCAGUCCGCUGUGAUAGAUCUUUUAUUUUACCUUUUUGCUGUUAAAAUAUACUGAUUUCUGCUUGUAACUUUAGAGUGUGUACCGAGGGUUGAAACCGCUGUCAAAUUACUUAGAAUUUCCUUUUUUCAUAUUCAUAUUUUGUGUUUUUUAUAGUUUGUUGGUGGUGGUGCUGGUGUUGUAACUCUAUCUAGAUAAAUUCAAGUUAAAAUGUAUGGCUUUGCUACUUUUUGUGUACUGAAUUAAUGUUUCUGUGAAUGAGAAGCUUUAUUUUUUUGUAGGGUCUUUGUCAAUUUCAAACUUGCAAUUACUGUU
Pungitius pungitius (ninespine stickleback) is the source of this 1031-nucleotide messenger RNA. Its product is annotated as P-selectin-like. The coding region runs from base 30 to 542 and encodes 170 amino acids. The transcript is spliced from 3 exons. The record is from RefSeq and is a predicted model, not a curated record. NCBI's taxonomy places the organism in Eukaryota, Metazoa, Chordata, Actinopteri, Perciformes, Gasterosteidae.